AUGGAUAAAGUGUACAAUAAGCUCCAAAUUGAUAAAGUGUACAAUAAGCUCCGGAAUUUGGAUGCGUACCCGAAAAUCAAUGAGGAUUUCUACAGCCGUACACUUUCCGGUGGUGUUAUCACGCUUUUCUCCUCAAUUUUCAUCUUCGUGCUAUUCUUCUCCGAACUGAGACUGUACCUUCACACAGUUACAAAUACAAAGCUCGUAGUAGACACAUCUAGAGGGGGAAAACUGCAUAUCAAUUUUGACGUCACUUUUCCUGCCAUUCCUUGUACAUUACUCAGUCUUGAUGCCAUGGAUAUCAGUGGGGAGCGACAUCUUGACAUAAGACAUGACAUAUUCAAGAAAAGAAUUGAUUCCAAUGAUAAUGUAAUAGAAGUCAGACAGGAUGGAAUUGGCGCGCCGAAGAUUGAGAAGCCUUUACAAAGACAUGGUGGCAGGCUUGAGCACAAUGAGACAUACUGUGGUUCAUGCUAUGGUGCUGAAAUGUCGGAUGAUCAAUGUUGUAAUUCAUGUGAAGAGGUUCGUGAUGCAUAUCAAAAGAGAGGCUGGGGGAUGACAAACCUAGAAUUAAUUGAUCAGUGUAAAAGAGAAGGUUUCAUCCAAAAAGUUAAAGAUGAAGUGGGUGAAGGAUGCAAUAUCCAGGGAUCUCUGGAGGUUAACAAAGUGGCUGGAAAUUUUCACUUUGUCCCAGGCAAAAGCUUUCAUCAAUCGAAUUUCCACUUGCUUGAUUUGCUUGCUCUGCAAACAGAAAGUUAUAAUAUAAGCCACAAGAUUAACAAGCUAACAUUUGGAGAUUCAAUUCCUGGAAUUGUUAAUCCACUAGAUGGGGUUCAAUGGGUGGAAGAAACACCAAAUGGAGCGUAUCAGUAUUUUCUCAAGGUGGUUCCAACCAUAUACACCGACAUUAGAGGCCGUACAAUUCAGUCAAAUCAGUUUUCAGUGACUGAGCAUUAUAAGGGCGCAGAAGCGGAUCACUUCCGAAAUAUUCCUGGGGUUUUCUUCUUUUAUGACAUUAAUCCUAUUAAGGUGACAUUUACAGAGGAACACGCACCAUUCUUACACUUCCUGACACAUAUUUGUGCCAUAGUUGGAGGUAUAUUCACUGUUGCCGGAAUAGUGGAUUCAUUCGUAUACCACGGUCAGAAGGCAUUAAGGAAAAGGAAACUCGGCAAGUUCAGCUAA
This is a messenger RNA of Fraxinus pennsylvanica, 1185 nucleotides long. The record is from the annotation of a GenBank genome assembly. NCBI's taxonomy places the organism in Eukaryota, Viridiplantae, Streptophyta, Magnoliopsida, Lamiales, Oleaceae.